Pungitius pungitius (ninespine stickleback) is the source of this 1707-nucleotide messenger RNA. RefSeq names its product BPI fold containing family C, like (gene bpifcl). The coding region runs from base 164 to 1579 and encodes 471 amino acids. Lineage: Eukaryota; Metazoa; Chordata; Actinopteri; Perciformes; Gasterosteidae. The transcript is spliced from 16 exons. Gene Ontology annotation, molecular function: lipid binding. The record is from RefSeq and is a predicted model, not a curated record.
AAGUCAGUAGGUUUCACUUCUCAGUAAUACAGGAAAUAAAAGCUGCUGCUGAUCCAAAUCAGAGAGUCAGUGAGGACGUUUGUUCGGGAGCCGCCUUUAAACUCUGCAAAGACGCUUCAUUAAUUAAGGUAUUCGGUACAUUGCACAGCAGGAAUCCAGGAAAAUGCUCCAGUCUGUGAUAGUAGGACUCGUGCUCAUUUCCUGUACUUGUGGAGAAAAUCCAGCAGUACAAGUCAUCUUGACUGACAAAGGACUGCAGUACGGAAAGGAUCUGGGUGCAAAAUGGAUUCAAGAGAGGCUGAGCCGCGUCACUCUCCCUGACAUCAGCGGUCGAGUCUUGGGCAGCAUAUACUACACGCUAUCGGGAGUCACCAUAACCAAGUGCGACUUUCCAGAGCCCUCCGCUGAGUUCUAUCCGAGCAUCGGAGGGUUGAAGACAUCCGUCUCAGGCCUCAGUGUUGCAGUAACCGGCGGGUGGACGACACAGUUUGGCCUAAUACACGACGGGGGAUCAUUCAACAUGGCGUUGUUCAAAUUGGAUGUGACCUCUGAAGUGGCGCUGGGGAAAGAUGCUCAAGGGCGUCUGUCCGUCACAAGUGCCCAAUGUGUUGCUCGGAUCGGAGAUGUGGACGUACAGUUUCAUGGUGGAGCGAGUUGGAUGUUCAAUCCUCUUGUGAACUAUUUCAAGGGACAUAUCAAGAGUGAAAUAGAGGCUGCAAUCUGCCCUGCUGUGAAAGACUACAUCGUAGACCUGGAGUACCAGCUACAGGCCAUGAAAGUUUCCUUUGAUGUGGAUGUAGACUUUGUUUUUGACCUACCUCUUACCGGCAUCCCCAUCAUUGAUGCUUCAAGCAUGAAUUUGGGUCUAAAGGGAGAAUUCUACAAGAUCAGACCUCGCAUAGACCCUCCCUUCGAGGCCCAGCCUUUCACUGUGCAGACGAAGCCGGGCUACAUGCUGUCAGUGGGCCUCUCUGAGUUCACCCUGAACUCCGCCUCGUUUGCACUCUACUCAGCCAAACUGCUUCAGACCACCAUCAAUGACAGCAUGAUACCUCCAAAAUUCCCUGUGCACCUGAACACCAGCUCUAUGGGGCCUUACGUUCCCCAGCUUCCCAAGAUGUUUCCCGGACUUCUGAUGGAUCUGCAGGUUUAUGCCAGAGAAGUGCCAAUGUUUUCCUUCCAGUCUGGGGUUGUUAAACUGGCCAUUGAAGGUGCUGUUAAGGCUUUCGCCAUCCAGCCAAAUGGUACCCGGAUCCCACUGUUCAAACUCAACAUCGACUCAAAAGUCAGCGGUAAAGUGUGGAUUUCUGAUGGCAAACUGAAGGGCUCCGCGGCACAGGACAACUUCACACUGGCGCUGGAGUCGAGUGAAGUGGGAACCUUUCAGACGGAUGCGUUGGAUCGCAUACUGAAGACGGGACUGAUGCUGGGCAUUGGAAAACUCAACGCGGAUCUAGGCAAAGGUGUCGUUUUGCCCAGAAUGAAAAACACAGAGCUGGUCAACACAGUUCUGGAGAUGGAAAAGGGAUUCAUAGCGAUCGCUUCAGAUGUUAAGGUGUUGCUAGCAGGCUUCAAGUAAAACUCUGUGCGUUUAACUCACCAAACACUGACGGCCUGCAAACGGUCACAGCUUUCAACCAGUGCAGACUGGAUUUGUCGAGCUUCAUCAGAUGAUAAUAAAGAAAUGGAUCUCUGUGAUCAAUGGAA